This is a messenger RNA of Selaginella moellendorffii, 783 nucleotides long. RefSeq names its product ethylene-responsive transcription factor ABI4-like. Bases 1 to 783 code for a protein of 260 amino acids. NCBI's taxonomy places the organism in Eukaryota, Viridiplantae, Streptophyta, Lycopodiopsida, Selaginellales, Selaginellaceae. The record is from RefSeq and is a predicted model, not a curated record. The transcript has a single exon. Gene Ontology annotation, biological process: regulation of DNA-templated transcription. Gene Ontology annotation, molecular function: DNA-binding transcription factor activity; DNA binding.
AUGGUCAAGCCGCAAUCGUCCUCAAGCGCGUCCUCCGCGAUCGCAGGCCCCCAGCUCUCCGCGAUCUUGCGGCCCCAGCUCAAGCGAUCACGUAAAGGUUGCAUGAAAGGUAAAGGCGGCCCUGAGAACGCAGCGUGCCAGUACCGUGGAGUCCGCCAGCGGGUGUGGGGGAAGUGGGUCGCCGAGAUCCGGGAGCCCAACUGUGGAGCUCGCAUCUGGCUGGGGACGUUUGACACCGCCGUGGAGGCUGCCAGGGCUUACGAUCAAGCCGCCUUGAAGUACUUCGGCGAGAACGCGCGUCUCAAUCUCCCUGAUUCGCUUCCUCCAUGGCCGGCUCUUGUUCCUCCUCCCACCGCCACCACGUCUCCAGCACCAGUCUCCAAGAGGGCGAUCAAGCGAGGACCGGUCGAUCGCAAGCUCCUCCCCCCGCCCCGCGCCGCGGGGAGCAGCUCUGGUUCCUCGAUCGUCGGGAGGCCUUUGGUUUCUUCCGUGCCGCCCGCCAUCGCCGACCUCGGGGAGCCGAUCAUGCCGAUGGUGCCGAUCGCGUUCAACGUUUUUGGGAUCUCCUCGGCCUCCGCGGACGAGGCGCUCCUCAAUCUGGCAGCGCCCACCGCCUCCUCGGCCUCGUCUAUCCCCAACACCGAGCACAGCGGCAGCGACAAUUCCACGCUCGCAUCGCUCAACGCGUAUUCCUCCACCGAAGACGACAUGGAAGAGGUAUGGAAGGAGCUAUCCAACGAUCAGAUCGAUGGAUUCUCCCUAUCUUCCUGUAGAUUCAAUUGA